Messenger RNA from Rattus norvegicus (Norway rat), 527 nucleotides. NCBI's taxonomy places the organism in Eukaryota, Metazoa, Chordata, Mammalia, Rodentia, Muridae. The record is from RefSeq and is a predicted model, not a curated record.
UCCUGUCCCAGCCACCGUUAGUCUCUGUCACAGCCGGACCUCGCUCCUCAAUUUGGCAAAAAUGCCUAGAGACUGAGAGAUGCAUGGAGUCCCUGAUUGCUGUUUUCCAGAAGUACACUGGGAAGGACGGAAAUAGCUGUCAAUUCUACAAAACUGAGUUCCUUUCCUUCAUGAACACGGAGCUGGCCGCCUUCACGAAGAACCAGAAGGACCCCGGUGUCCUUGACCGCAUGAUGAAGAAGCUGGACCUCAACAGCGAUGGGCAGCUAGAUUUCCAAGAGUUUCUCAACCUUAUUGGCGGCUUAGCUAUAGCAUGCCAUGAGUCCUUCCUCCAGACUUCCCAGAAGCGUAUCUAACCCUCUCCAUUCCCUUCCAGCCACCAAGCCAUCACCUCCUCCACUCCUUCCCCCAUCCAUACCUGCACUGAGCCCACCACACCUACGACACAUGCAGCCCACGCCUGACAGGGAAAAUAAAACAAUGUCAUUUUUUUGAAUGUAAAAAAAAAAAAAAAAAGAAAAGAAAAA